CCAAGACCUCUCUGUGGGAACGACCCUUUCUUGCCCUUACUAUAUUUAUAUUUUGAGUAGUAAGAAAGUGUAAUUAUUUUUGACGCCUACGACAGCGAUCAUAUGGACAUCACAACAACUUUGCAGGAAUGACUGAUUCCCAUAACGACACUUCCAAAGAUGGUGUUUCCAGAGAUGACAUCUCUACGGAUGCACCUUUAAGAAAUGUGAGAUCCUGGAUCAAUGUAGACUUUACGACGAUGGAAGAAAGUCUUCGGGGCGGAGAAUCCAUAAGUGAGGACUACAUGAUAAUAUUAAAUGAUGUGCAGUCCCCAGCCGUUUCUUUGGAAUCCAACACCGAUGAGGGAGUUGAUAAGAAUAUUAUUAUGGAUAAACAACAUAUUGAUGAAGCACAUUCUUCCUUGAGGAAUGGAGAGACGGAGGAUCCUCAAAAUCCACAACCGAAUGGAGGUAGUAAUGCCAUUAAUGGUGAUUUCAACAUUGUUGAGCCUCCAAAUGACUUAGAAACUCCCCAAGUAAGUAUUCCUCCUGUAACUUCUUCAUAUAAGUAUGAAAUUGUUGACUUGUGAAUGAAUGAAUGAACAUCCAUGUGAGUAUAUGAGAAAUUUGGCCGAAAUACGUCACCAGAAAAUUUCAGACUUCAGUCUUUCAGUAAAAACGCUGUAGAAUCUUCGUCUGAUGUCGGAUUUUCGCCAUCUACCCAUGUAUUUUCAUGCCCAGGAA
Messenger RNA from Papaver somniferum (opium poppy), 723 nucleotides. RefSeq lists its product as uncharacterized. Bases 129 to 569 code for a protein of 146 amino acids. NCBI's taxonomy places the organism in Eukaryota, Viridiplantae, Streptophyta, Magnoliopsida, Ranunculales, Papaveraceae. The transcript has 4 exons. The record is from RefSeq and is a predicted model, not a curated record.